AUGUGGCAACCACCAUCGAAACCUAAUGGACCAAUAACAACUUAUUUAGUUUAUUAUGCACCUAUUGACGAUUGUUUACCAGUAAAUAAUUCCAAAUUCCUUUGUUUAAUGAAAGAUCGUUGGCGAUCAGAAGAAGAUGUUUCAAUGGAUAAUUUAAAUCUAAAUCAAUCAACACGAUGUUCAAGACCAAAAAAUCGUUUAACUGAUAUAAUUACAAAUAAUGAUGAUGAGACAGAUGAAGAAAUUGAACAAAAUACUGUUAUUGAUCAAGUUGUUACUGAUUUAUCCAUUCUUGAAUAUCAAUUAAUUAAUUCUGUUAUAGUCAAUAAAAAGAUCCAUUAUUUAUUCGUUCAGAACUUAAAGAUACAAUCAUCAAUGAUUUAG
Rotaria sp. Silwood2 is the source of this 384-nucleotide messenger RNA. The record is from the annotation of a GenBank genome assembly. NCBI's taxonomy places the organism in Eukaryota, Metazoa, Rotifera, Eurotatoria, Philodinida, Philodinidae.